AGUCAGGGGUUGGGGCAUUGCAAGAUGACCUCCAGGGCAGUAGGGAAGCUGCCACACGUCCGCUCACCUCAAAGACGCGGCAGUAGGGGGGGGGAGGGAGGAAUUAUAGGAUCACCGCUGCAGCGAAUGUGCAGCAGGAACAGGAACAGGCAAGUGAACAGGUAUACAGCACCAGCUGAGGGUAGUAAGGAGGUGGAAGCACAACUACUUCAGAAACAAGAAAAGGUAAAUAUGGGGGUAGGGCCAGGGGGCAGGGAGGUGCAAGUCGUACAGCUCCAGCCUGAGGACAGAAGGGUUUGGUGUGGUCGUUUGUUUCCAUCGCCUCCCGUACUUGAAGAGUGUGGCGUGACGACGAUUGUCAUUGCUGUCCACGCACGAAACCGACAAUGCACACGGGCGGUCUGCGGUGGGCACGUGUGUGCGCGUUUCCGUGGCCACGACGGCGGCGGCGGCGGGCAGACGCUUACAUCUGUGGACACAUCCGUCGGGAGGGGUUGCAGCACGCAAAUCGCAGGUGUGUCUUGUUUCGAAGUCGGUGUCAUUGGAGGCGAUCGUGCUGCGGCGGGCUUCGUAUCCAGGUUGGAAGGAAGCAAUGGAGGGUGGCGGCGAGGGUUGUCGUGGAGUGUUGUCUCCGACGGAGAAGACAGCGGUUGCAGCUGCCGCACUUGCCGUCGUGAUCCGCAGCCAGAUCGAGAGAGCGGCAGGGACCAUGAAGGCCAGGCUUUCCCGCGUCGGCAGAGGCUGCUCCUGCAGAGGGUGGUGGACGCCCCGGAUUGCAUCACCACUUCGGAGGCCAUCUUCCAGCUCUGCGCCGCAAUCGGGUGUGGUGUCGUUCCCCGGGCGACGCCUCGAUGGUGGAUGAAGCUCAGAACAGGGGCCACUUGGGAGGACUUGCGGUUCUACGACGAUGCAAAUGAGGACUACUUCCGGGAGAAGCUUCGCAUGCCUAGGCGAGUUUUCAUGGAGAUCAGCGAAGCCUGUGCGCCACAUCUCCAACGACAGGUUACCUUCUACAGGGAACCGCUGCAGCCAGAGCAGAUCGACGCGUACGCGCUAUACCGGUGGGCGACAGGAGAGACGUAUGACAGCAGCACAUCAUCGUUCGGCGCGGGGAGAGCCUCUGGGAUUAUCGCAGUGCGCGAUGUGGCAUCCGUGUUGCUUCGGGUGUACGCGGACAAGAUAUUGUGGCCAAUUGGGGUGUGGAAACACGUCGUGCUGCGGGCAUUUAUGGAGAAGGGCUUCCCGAACUGCCACGGAGCAGUCGAUUGCACACACAUCUACGUGGACAAACAGGUGAACGAGCCCAGCGAGAACUACUUCGACUGCAAACAUCGUUUCUCCGUGGUCGCGCAAGUGGUGGUCGACCUCGAUCUGCCCGUUCUGGACAUUUUCGUUGGGUAUCCGGGGAGCUGCCACGACAUCAAGAUCAUCCAGUUGUCCAGUCUGUCGAGGUGCGCGGAAGAGGAGACGUUGUUUCGCAGGCCACCUAUGACGAUGUCGGGCGGGGUGAGAACCAACGGGUACAUCCUCGGCGACAAGGGGUACCCUCUUUCGGAAUGGGUGGUGGUCCCGUACGGAGGAAUCAAUCAACAUCCCGACGAGGAACGAUUUGACACAAAGCAGGUCGCCAAAGGGGUUGUGGAGAGAGCGUUCGGCAGGUUGAAGGGCAUGUGGAGGCUGUUCCUGCGAACUCACAAGACGAACCUGGACACUCUGCCACAGCAGUUUACCGCGGUCUGCAUUCUGCACAACAUUCUUCUCGAUGCAGGGAUCGAGUUCGACGAGAAUCUGCUAUGGGAAGUCGACCGGAAUGGAGUGCGGCAACAUGUGGAUCUGGGAAUUCAACUUCCCCCCCAAGCCAGUGAGCAAUGCCACUUCAACGGACAAGGCGCUCGCGCUCCGAGACGCUUUGGCGGAGCGAAUGAAACACUUGUGAUCCACAACGUCGCCAUCAUUGGUAAGUCCCUCUCCUGCUACUUCGUGUUUGCGAAUUGCAGGCAACUCUUCUCCAUCGCGCCACCAUCGAUUAGCUUAACGCUCUGAUGGUCUGUCGACUUCCAUCGUGUUCGUGCAGGCGUUUCGGAAUGUGUACGGUGUCUUCUUUCGCAGUUCCCCGCGGUGCGUGGACGG
Molecule: messenger RNA, 2130 nt
Organism: Chara braunii
Lineage: Eukaryota; Viridiplantae; Streptophyta; Charophyceae; Charales; Characeae
Source: the annotation of a GenBank genome assembly